This is a messenger RNA of Cydia amplana, 2019 nucleotides long. RefSeq lists its product as uncharacterized. The transcript is spliced from 14 exons. The record is from RefSeq and is a predicted model, not a curated record. Bases 52 to 2004 code for a protein of 650 amino acids. Lineage: Eukaryota; Metazoa; Arthropoda; Insecta; Lepidoptera; Tortricidae.
GCCAUCUUUAUCGUUCAGUUUAUUCUACGACGUUCGAAUAGUGUCACGGAUAUGAAAAUACUGUUAUUAUUAUUUGUUUUACACACGGCCUUCAGCGAUGACUUCGGGAAAUCUUAUAUGAAAAAUGCACGACUGUGUCGAGAAUGGACAUGCAUCAACAACAAACUCGGCCUAGGCGAUUCCCUGCCUGCACGAGACCAAUACCGCCAAGUUCUGAAAGGAAUGUUGCCCGAGGCAUGGCAUGGCGCGGUCGAGCCUGCCCUAGAAGGAUGCUACGUCAACCGUACGCGGCGUUACACAAACACAUGUCCCGGUCAAGCACUCUUACAAUGCACUGUGGAAAAGUUGAUUGAGAGUUGUCCAAAUGCGUAUUGGAGAAAGAAUGACGGCUGCUCAAACGUUUCAUCGCUGGCUGGCUUCAAAUAUAUGUUCUCGCAAGGCUUGUACGAAAACCUAGAAGCGAAUUUAUCUUACGAGCAGCGCCCACCGUGGUUUAUGAAAUACUAUUUCAACUCCAAAUGCUGCGACCUGCCAGAAUUAUUCAACGAUACAACACUGACCGAAUGCGGGUUCACACAUGUCAUGCACUAUCACAGACACAGUCCCGUCCGUGUGGUCACCCUGGCUCCGGAACCGAAUAUUGAAACAAAGGCUCCAGAUACGGAUUCUACAUACUCCGGUGAUUCAUUGCGUGUAGUGAGUCUACCUCCUCUACAAGUUAACGAUGAUUCUACUGAGGAUCCAUUGGAUUGCUGCGACAUGUCCGGUUUCAUCCAACCAACAUGGCGGUCAGAAUGCGACUUCCGGUUAAAGUGGGAUCCUGAAGCUCGACUGACCAUUGAUAAUCCAGCUGUUACUACACCAGUGCCAACUAAUACAGCAGCUAAACCUAGGCUGGAUGUGAAAGUUCUGCCGUUGUCUUGCGCCCAAGAAACAUGUGUAUUCCGCAAACUGAACAUCAUUACCGAAGCAGGCACUGUCGACGUGGAUGCGUUCUCUAAAAUACUAAACAACCUGACCUUGGAACACCCAUCGUGGUCUAAAGCUAAGGCUAGAGUGGUUACCAAGUGCUUGACUAGGCCGAUAACGAAUUAUGAGUCAGAAUGUGAGAUUAACAAGGUUUUGGCUUGCACUUUUGAUGUUUUGUCUGAGAAUUGUCCUACUGUGAAGAAGAACGACCCCUGCAAGCAUUCAAGCACUGCAACUAACGACAUUGUUUGCCAAAUCAGUUCAGCCAAAGGCCUAUUUAAGAACCGUCACCAAUUCUGCGAUAUCCCUAGGCUUAUCAAAUACGACACAGUACUACAAGAGUGUGGAGUAAGCUCCAUAAGUCGUCUAGAGUAUUCCACGCACGUGGUGCCUGUUGUGAAAAAACAUGAGUCAGUGGCCGGGUGCAAGAAACUAACCGAGUCCACAACCUGCCUGCUUUCCAAAAUGGGUUCCCUCAAUAAAUACAAAUUCAUGGACUACUUCAAGAUGAAGGCCAACAUAAAUGACUUCACAAGCACUCAUACUGAAUGGCUCGCCUUACAUGAUGCAUAUAUAAGCGCAUUCACUAGUAUGCCCAUGUAUAGGAACCAUUGCAGCUCGCCUAAGAAGCUGUUGAAUUUGAUCGACGCUAUGUUGAUGACUUGCCCAUUAUCGGCCCGUAAAUCAUCACCGAAAUGCUACAAAAUGCUAAACGAAAUCUCCCACUCAUCGGUAGCAAAUCAAAAUGCAACGAAAGAGCAAACUGAACAAAUGCUUAAUCAAUUCCACUAUAUCUUCUUCCCUCCAAAGUCCCAACAAGUAGUUGUUAGAAAAACUAAAGUGGCUAAAAAGUACGACUUUGGGAUUUUAGAUACUGGCAAUGUGCCACCAGUUAGAAUAAUAGACGUGAAUCCUACGGCUCGGCCGAUUAAAGUUCUGUUGCCAGUGUAUCAGCAGAUGCAUAGUAACUUUGGGCCUUUAAACUUACAUGGACGACGUGAUUCAGUUUUGAGAGGAGGCCCUGGGUUGCCUUGAUGCGUACCAAUUUAU